AUGCCUGCUGAGGAGCGAGAGGGAGAGCGGGAGGUUGCGCCUGAUGCUUUGGGGGGGGAGAACGCUGCAAGCGGGGAGCAGGAUGAGCGGAGGGAACAGGGUGCUUCGGGAGCGCAGGAUGAGUUGGGGAGCCAGGGCGCUUUGGGGGAGACGGAUGAUUCGAGGGUGCAGAACGGUUUGGAAGGGCAGGGUGCUUUGUUGGGGCAGGAUGCAGCUAAGGGUGAGGGGAUCAACCCUCUCGAUCCUGUUCUCCCCCCGUCGCAUCCCUGCGCCAAUUUCACCCUCCCACCGCCUUCCACCGACAGGAAGCGCACUGGUCCUAGACCCUGCCCCGUGUGCUACCUGCCGCUACCAGACGCCAUGGGCAUGCGCCCUUCACGGGGCCACACGGAGGAGCCGAUUCUGAAGCACCUGGCGUACGUCACCGAGGACGACGCCAGUGAGCGCGCCGCCAGGCGGGCGGGCAACCGGCCGCGGUUCAAUGGGCACCAGUCGCUGCAGCAGCGGGAGGACUCGUUUAAGAUCCAAGAGAGCAUGCGCGUGCACUGCGGCUUUGUCUGGGGCGGCAAGGUGGGCAACGGCACGGGAUUUGACGUGUCGGACGAUGACAGGCGGUUCAUGGAGCGCUGCUAUGACAUUGUGGUCGUAUCGGCUAUCUUUGGCGCGUAUGAUGUGGUGCAGCAACCAAGUAACAUCAGCGAGGAGGCGAGGCAGCAGCUGUGCUUCGUGAUGUUUGUGGAUGAGACGACCUUCAACGAGUUCAUUCGAGACGGCACUCUCAAGCAGCCGCGCACGCGGCGAGUGGGCUUGUGGCGCCUCGUGGUCGUGCACAACCCGCCCUACAGGGACCCCAGACGGACCGGCAAGAUUCCCAAGCUGUUGAUUCACCGCCUCUUCCCCAACGUGCAGUUCUCCAUGUGGGUGGAUGCCAAGCUGCAGCUCGUGCAAGACCCCUACAUGAUCCUCGAGAGGUUUCUGUGGCGGGGCAACUUCUCGUGGGCAAUAUCGAAGCACUACAAGCGGUUUGACGUGUUUGUGGAGGCGGAGGCGAACAAGGCGGCGGGGAAGUACCGCAACGCGAGCAUUGACGAGCAGAUGAAGGUUUACCGCAGCGACGGCAUGACUCCUUUUUCAGAGGACAAGAUGCCGAUUAUUAGCGACGUGCCCGAGGGGUGUGUGAUCAUGCGCGAGCACACGGCUCUCAGCAAUCUCAUGGCGUGCCUCUGGUUCAACGAGGUUGAUCGCUUCACGUCCCGCGACCAGCUGAGUUUCGGGUACACGAGGGACAAGAUCUGUCGCAGCGUGCCUGCCUGGCGCCUCAACAUGUUCCUCGACUGCGAGCGCCGCAACUUUGUCGUUCAGGGCUAUCACAAGGAUGUGCUGAUUCAGAAGCUCAAUGGAUCAUCCACUGCUCCUGCUCUCGUUCUCCCCACCACCUCAGCCACACCUGCUUUAACAGCUGCUGCUGCUGCUGACGGCGCUGGUGCUGGUGCUGGUGCUAGUGGUUCCUUUGCUGCGGCGUCUGGUGCUGCGGCUGACUCUGACCCUAAUUCUGCUGCUGCCACUGGUGAUGUGUUUUUGAGAGAGGAGCAGAGGCAGGAAGGUUACAGGGAGCAGCUGCAGCAGCAGGAAGGGCAACACCUAAAUGAGGGGGAGAAGGUGGAGGAGGGGGAGGAGGACAGCGAGGAGCAGGAACAGGAAAGAAGCAAAAUUGAAAGAAGGCUAUUGGGGUGCGGAGAGGAGGGGGGUUGGGAACGGGAGGGCGGGAAGAGCAGGAGGAAGCGUGACUUUGGAGCCAGAGAUAUUCGAUGGGAUGAAGAGUGGAAGGAUGUAGAUAUAGUGAGUGGGUUGCAAGGGGAAGGGAAUGGACUAACACGAGAAACUAGCACGUAG
This is a messenger RNA of Closterium sp. Naga37s-1, 1893 nucleotides long. The record is from the annotation of a GenBank genome assembly. NCBI's taxonomy places the organism in Eukaryota, Viridiplantae, Streptophyta, Zygnematophyceae, Desmidiales, Closteriaceae.